GACGCCUUGACUGACGAUCGAAUAUGAAAAUAUAGAAUGUAGGUUUAAGCUAAUCCUAGCUAGAGACCGCUGAUGUUGUGUUCCUGAGAAUAAUUGACGAGCGAAUGGACGAGAUAGUUGACCAUACAUCACUCAACUGCAUGGCCGAGUGUGCAAGCAUGUAACAGCGACUCAUCUUUAUGCCGACCUCAAUCGAUCAUCGUCUUCUUCAGCAUCUCCCCGACUAUCAACGCUGUAGUGCUCUGGUCCAAUACUGCUGCAUCGCUUCAUGCGUUGCCCUAUUGCUUCUUGCACUUUAUCAAUCAGUAAAAUUAAUCCCGAUCAACCUCAUCAUUAUAUGACCACCAUUAUACUCCUUGAAUUCGAGCCGCUCACCGAAACGGGACUGCUGCUGAUCACCUGUCACCUGCCUUAUCACCUGACGACGUCCAUGGUAGCGCCAUUGCCAUCCGGCACUUUUCCACGUCUUGGAGUACAGUACUAACUGUAUGUAUCAGCCAAGCGGCCCGAAUAUGCCGCGGAAGGAUGAUGGACCGCCAAGCUUUGAAAAAGUAUUUUGGGAACUUGCUGUCUAUCAACGGUUUUUUUUGUCAGUCAACUGAACGGUAUCAAGGUGUAUACAUGAGCCGUAGCCCUUCGAAUAUAAGGAGCUCAGAUGGCCUUAUACAUGGCAGUUAUUCCCCCCGGCCUAUUACACCCCAUUCUUCUGACCCCACUCAAAACAUGUCCCAGUAUUUGAAGGAAGAUGAGAAGGAAGUCGUUGUACACCUAGAGAACGCCCCCCAGUCAGAUAUACAAGAUCUUGAAAAUGGCCACAAUAAAAGAAGGGCAAACAAUCAGGCAGAUGAGGCUGCCAAGAUCCUCGAAGAUCGGGGUCCGAUCGAGUACACGUUCGAAGACAACAAGAGAGUACUUCGCAUGGUGGACAUCUAUGUUUGCAUUCCCAUGUGCAUGGUCUACAUGAUUCAGCAGCUUGACAAAGGCGCUGUCAGCCAGGCUGCCGUUUUCGAUUUGCGAGAAGAAACCAACUUACAGGGAAGCGAAUAUUCAUGGCUGUCCUCCUGUGUCUAUGUUUCACAACUCAUAUUCCAGCCUUUGUCGUCUUAUGCCCUGGUUGUAUUUCCUGUCAAAUACUGGGUCAUGUUCAAUUUCAUUGCUUGGUCCAUUGUAACGAUCUGCACCACGGCUGCCAAAAGCUUUGCUGGACUGCUGGUUGCUCGUAUCUUGUUGGGAGCGUUUGAGGCCACCAUUCUACCAUCCUUCGUGUUCAUCACACAAAUGUGGUGGACCCGUAGGGAACAAUCUUAUCGAACCGUCGCGUGGCAAGUAGCCAACUCUUGCGCAGCUAUUCUCGGUCCUCUCUUAGCUUUUGGUGUUGGUCAUGUCAACUCUGGAAUCAAACCUUAUCAAGGAAUUUUCAUCUGUAUGGGUGCUCUGUCCCUUGCCUGUGUUCCAAUUGUAUGGUGGCUUCUCCCCAAUUCUCCCACCACUGCUCGCUUCCUUCGUCAUGGAGAGGAUCGUUACAUCGCUCUGGAACGUCUUCGGCAAAACCAGAUGGGUACUAAGUCAUCAACAUGGAAGUGGAACCAGGUUCGAGAAACUUACCGAGACCCAAAGACUUACAUGUGGGCAGCGAUGUACUUGUGCACUGCUACACCUUCUGGUGGUAUAGGUGCAUUCAGUGGUUUGAUUAUCAAAGGCUUCAACUUUAACUCUUUUGAGACGACCCUCAUGUCCAUUCCUACAGGCGUGAUUGGCAUUAUCACUCUUAUCAUUGGUAUCUGGCUCACUAAUCGCAUAAAAACUCGUUGGAUCGUCCUUGUUAUAAUUACCCUUUUCCCCAUUGCUGGUCUUGCAGCCCUUUGCAACGUUGAUCGCUCCAAUACGGCAGGUUUGAUGGCCUCAUUCUACAUCGCGUAUCCAUUGGCAGGUAUACAGCCGCUUCUCUACAGUUGGGCUGGAUUGAACGCUGCAGGAACUACAAAGCGAGUGGUAGUUUUCGCCACCAUGUUUGUCUUCCAAUGCACUGGUAACAUCAUUGGUCCACAGGUUUAUCUUGAGAGGGAAGCCCCUUACUACUACACCGGUAUUUAUGUAAACGUCGGUUGCUAUUCAGCCCUCAUCAUCCUCAUGGUGGCAAUGUCCUUUUACCUUCGAUUCCUCAAUAGGCGACAGGCAAGGCGUCGAGCCGCACUGGGUUUACCUGAGGAGCUGGAAGACAUGUCAAUCAUGACCAUCGAAGAGGCAAAGGCAUACAAGACCAAAUUGACUCAGCAGAUGCAAGAGAAGGGAUUGGAUGAAGCCAAGUUGUAUGAGAAUGCGUUUGAUGAUAUGACAGAUAUGGAGAAUCCGGCGUUUAUAUAUGUAUUAUAAUCUGGAAGGACCUCGUUGAAAAGCCCCAGAGCAAUUGGAAAUGGUCGUUAGGGAUUUGUAGGAGUAUAGCCUAUAUCGAAUAAUUUCGAUAAAUGAAG
Messenger RNA from Cryptococcus deneoformans JEC21, 2471 nucleotides. RefSeq lists its product as hypothetical. The record is from RefSeq and is a predicted model, not a curated record. Gene Ontology annotation, biological process: transmembrane transport. Bases 526 to 2373 code for a protein of 615 amino acids. Gene Ontology annotation, molecular function: transmembrane transporter activity. NCBI's taxonomy places the organism in Eukaryota, Fungi, Basidiomycota, Tremellomycetes, Tremellales, Cryptococcaceae. The transcript is spliced from 11 exons. Gene Ontology annotation, cellular component: membrane.